Molecule: messenger RNA, 1677 nt
Organism: Rhododendron vialii
Lineage: Eukaryota; Viridiplantae; Streptophyta; Magnoliopsida; Ericales; Ericaceae
Exons: 1
Coding region: 1-1677 (558 amino acids)
Source: RefSeq, a predicted model, not a curated record
AUGGGGCUUCCUCUUCCAAGGAAAUUUAAAAUGCCCCAGUUGGAAACGUUCAAUGGCUCCACGGACCGAUUGGAUCAUUUGGAAACGUACAAAUCUCUGAUGCAUUUGCAAGCAAUACUAGACGAAGUCAUGUGCAGGGCAUUCCCAGUAACUCUCAAGGGGAGUGCCCGAGCGUGGUUUAAUAAACUCCCUCCUGGGAGUAUACGUAGCUUCAAAGAGCUUAGCACAAGCUUUGUAAGCUACUUCAUUGCUGGCCAACGCUACAGCAAACUAGCAACACAUCUCCUACCAGUAAAACAAGAGAGAUGGGAGUCACUAAGAGAAUACACCACCAGGUUCAACAAAGAGGUGGUUCAGAUAGAUGAAGCCGACGAUAGUGUAAGCAUAACUGCAUAUAUAGCCGGACUGUACUUUGGACAGUUUCUAUACCUCUUGUCUCAAGAACCACCCAAAACUCUGGCAGAGCUUAUGCUCAAAGCUCAGAAACACAUGAAUGCAGAGGAAGUUGUCUACGCAAGAGGUACACGUGAUGGCUUUGAUCCCCAAGCAGGACCAUCACAGGUUGGCAAAUUUCCUCCACCUGAUAAGAAGAGAAGAGAAUCAACCCGUAAGAUGAGAGGUGAACCAAAGAAAAAAAAGGUGGAUUCAAGAUCAUCCCCAAAGCGGGGAGGAGCAGGAGGACCGCCCCAAGGCCGAUACAAGCAGUUCACUCUACUCAUAGAUGUGGCAGAGCAAAUCCUUAGCAACCUACAGGAUGAUCCAGACCUCAAGUGGCUCGAAAAGUUAAGGACUGAUCCUAAUAGGAGAGCUAAGGAUAAAUACUAUCGGUUCCACAAAGACCAUGGUCAUAACACAGAUGAAUGCAUUGACCUAAAGCAGCAGAUCGAGGAUUUGAUCCAAAGAGAGAGACUUCAACGUUUUGUAACGAAGAAGUAUCAGAAACAAUCCAGGAGGGAAGAUACAAGCAAACAAGGUAGAGAUGGCACGAUGCCCCAGUCAGGUCCCGUUGGAGAGAUCAAGGUCAUUCACGGAGGAUUUGUUGGAGGUGUAGAGUCUAGCAAUGCCAGAAAAGCUCACCUAAGGAAACUGAGAACAGAAGAACAUUUGGAGGUCAACACGGUUGGCCGCCCAAGCAAAUUCCAAAAAAAGGAGGAAAUACCCAUUAUUUUCUCAGAAGAGGACAUCAAGGGAGUUCAAAUCCCUCAUGAUGACUCUCUCAUUAUCACCAUUGUCGUGGCAAACUACCUUACGAGAAAGGUAUUAAUAGAUAGUGGAAGCUCAGCUGACAUCCUCUACCUCCAUGCAUAUGACCAACUAAAAAUUGGACGAGAAAGGUUAAGGCCUAUGACAUCACCAUUAGUUGGAUUUGCAGGUACGCUCGUUUAUCCAGCUUGUCAAAUAGCCCUACCAAUUACUAUAAGAGGAGAGGGAAGUCAGAUCACACAAAUAAUAGACUUCAUAGUAGUCGACUGUCCCUCAGCAUACAAUGCAAUACUGGGGAGAGCAACUCUGAAUAAGAUCGGGGCAAUAAUCUCCACAUAUCAUUUGUUGAUCAAGUUCCCAACACCAGAGGGAGUUCCUUGCGUCAGAGGAGAUCAAAAAGCAGCACGAGAGUGUUACGUCACCUCACUCAGAGGAGCUAACAUCACCAUGAAUGUAGAGAGCCUCAACACAUGA